Molecule: messenger RNA, 1335 nt
Organism: Talaromyces proteolyticus
Lineage: Eukaryota; Fungi; Ascomycota; Eurotiomycetes; Eurotiales; Trichocomaceae
Product: putative MFS transporter
Exons: 3
Coding region: 1-1335 (444 amino acids)
Biological process (GO): transmembrane transport
Cellular component (GO): fungal-type vacuole membrane
Molecular function (GO): transmembrane transporter activity
Source: RefSeq, a predicted model, not a curated record
AUGGAGCCCAAGGACGUGGCUGGGCCUGAGAUUUCGGCUGGCCUCCGCUCCUCAUCUAGCGACUGCGAGCAAACCCCUGUCAAUUCAAAGACCAUUGACCGUACCCCUCCAGAUGGCGGCACAAAAGCGUGGUUGUGUGUUGUCGGCUCGUUUCUUCUCCAGUUCUGCUCCUUUGGCUAUGUGAACGCGUGUGGAAUGUUCCAGCUCUACUACUCGGAGGCCCUGUUGAAGGAUGAGUCCUCUGCCAAUCUAGCCUGGAUUACCACCCUGCAGAUUUUCCUGCUGUUUAUGUUCGGGCCCGCCAUCGGCAAGCUCAUCGACGUUUAUGGCUGUCGCAAGCUUCUUCCCGUUUUCAGCAUCCUGGCAGUUUUUUCAGUUUGUAUGAUGAGUUUGUGCACCACAUACUGGCAAAUCAUCCUGGCUCAAGGGGUUGCUUUCGGAUUUGCUGCCUCUGGGUUGUGUCUCCCUGCCAUGGCACUGGCAACCCAGUGGUUUUCAACUAAGAAAGGUCUGGCGGUGGGCAUUGUAUCCUCGGGUAGCAGCUUAGGGGGUGUCAUUUACCCAUGCAUGCUUCCCCGUCUCAUUCAGGAGGUUGGCUUCGCAUCCGCGGUUCGCUGGACAGCCCUCAUGCAGGGAAUUUUGCUGCUAAUUGCUAACCUUCUCUGCUCAACGCCAUUUCCUCCCAAGGGCAAAGAAGAGUCUAGUGACGAUGCCCCCAAAAGCUCCGGUCUUCGCGGUUUCAAGAGUUGGCCGUGGGCUUUCUUCGUUCUGGGCUGCUUUUUCACCAUGUGGGGAUUGUUUGCACCUCUCAACUAUCUGCCCGAGAUGGCGGCCCUCCACGGUCUGGCCGACUUCGCUGAAUAUACGCUGGCUAUAGCCAACGCAGGUUCUCUGGUUGGUCGUAUCGUGCCUGGAUGGGCCAGUGAUCGUAUUGGACAAUUCAACAUGAUGGCCAUUGUCACCAGCCUGUCUGGUAUUCUAGUCCUUGCAUUCUGGCUGCCUCUUGAAUUCCAUGCCUCGAAGGCCGGUAUUAUUGUCUUUGCGCUGCUUUACGGCUUUGUCAGCGGUGGGUUCGUCAGUCUGGGUCCUCCCUGUGUUGUGGCUCUUGCUGGAGACAAGGUCGACGAAAUCGGUGUUAAGCUGGGUGGCUUUUGCUUAGCCAUCGCGCUAGGCGCCUUGACCGGACUUCCCAUUGAAGGAGCGAUCAAGGACCGCGAGCAAGACAAGUUCACUGGUCUUAUGGGUUUUGCGGGUGCUACCAUGAUCAUGGGAGGUAUACUGACAGGCACUGCUCGUGUUAUGAAGGGCGGUGCGCAAUUACGAAAGAAGAUUUGA